GGGUAUUUGGACAGAUUUGCCAACACUGUUUGGGAUAGUAAAUUACUCUAUGUUGUCAAAACAAUAUCCUUGGAAUGUUAAUAAUCAUGUUGAAGGAGUGGAAGGAAGAUCAAAUGAUUAUACUGAGCUUUAUGACAAUAUAAUGAAAGGUGAUCUAGAUUUUUCUACAUUUAAAACAAUUAGAAGUGAUAUUAAUGAAAUUGAAACUGUUGUGGAUUUUAUUCUUAAAUUGUGUCAGGUAGAUAGAGAUAAAAGGAUGUCAUCUGAUAAAGUGUUGCAGCAUACAAUGUUUAGUUAA
This is a messenger RNA of Entrophospora candida, 298 nucleotides long. The record is from the annotation of a GenBank genome assembly. Lineage: Eukaryota; Fungi; Glomeromycota; Glomeromycetes; Entrophosporales; Entrophosporaceae.